CAAGUGGAUCAUGAAUACUGGUUGAUUACUUGAAAGCACUGCUGAAAGUAAGUUCCUCUAGAGAACAGCCUGCCAGUGUGGGGUCAUGGAGACUCUCAGGGCAAUAGAUCUGAGUUUUCUGACAGCUGAAGAGGAGGCAGUUAUCAAAGAUGUGUUAAACAGAGAUGCUAGCCUGAGGAAAUGUGAGGAGAAGAGAAUUCGAAAAAUGAAAAAGUCUAUAAGAGAUCCUGGAUGUUUAAAAUUGAAAACUGGUGAAUGGUUUGAAGACUUAAAAUCAAAACGAUACAUUGAAUAUUCCAGUGCAACUGACCUGCUAAAAUAUGCGUUUCAAAAGGAAAGAAAACCAGGGCUAUUUAUAUCACUGCAAAAGUCUUGGUUGUCAAAAGCAAAAGUCAAGAACUGUACAGCACUGGAAAGAAUGUUUAAAGAGAUAACACCACCUCCAAAAUCCGUUACAAGCAGGGACAAUGAAAGAAAAGCAUCUGGCUCUUUUACUGUAGAAGAGAUGAGCAUCACACAGGUUCUGAAAGAUCUGGAGCUGAUUCUGGAACUAGAGAUAGCUAAAGCUGAGAACCAAACUCCAACAGAAGAGGCUGCUUUUUCCAUUAAAACAGUUGAAAGCCCACUAGUGGAAAAUACAGAUCACUCUGGACAAUCUGACAUUUUAACAUCUGUAUCUCCCACUGAAACAAAACAUCAUAAGCCUGAAAGACAUUUCUUCCAUGACAAAAAUGUAUGCCUAAAAGAAGAAAGCAUAAUCCAUGGAAAGUCUUUCACUGUUGGAUCACAAGCAGUCAGUUCAACAGAGCUGCAAUUUUUUGAGGACUUUCUUAAACACACUAAAGGCAAUAAUAGCCCAUUUUGCUCUUCACCAUGCUUGCCAGAAGAAAACAUUUUCCAAGAAACUGAUGCGAAAAAUGAGAAAUGCAUAAGUCUUGACAGUCAAACUAUAAAAGAGCCCUUAUCAACAAGUGAAAAUGUUGGAAUCGGUUGUAAUAAUCUGUCAAGUAAUUCAGACUCUGAUGAAUGUUCGUUAGAAGACAAUGAGAGCACAAUUGAGCAAUCAACGCUGCUGGCAGUCACUUUAUCUAUUUUGCCAGAAGAUGUUGGCAUAUUACAGACUCCCACAGACUGGAAACUCCAGCAUCAGCAACAACACUGUAAGAAAGCAAAUUCAUCUUUGCCACAAGUUGAAGAACCUGCUGAAAGAAUGGUGAAGGAAAAUCUUGCCACAUCUAAAAAUUCCAGUAACCAUAAUUUGUAUAUUAAAUCUCAGCAACAACAAAAUGUUCACUACAGUCCCAGUAUUGCUGCCAAUGUUGGUUCACUUGAUUAUGGCUCUAAUUUAGAGCAGCCCCAAGGAUCCAAAUAAAACUGAUUAAUCAAUGUCCUCUCUACAGACUGCAAUGUCAACAUAUUGUUGCGUUUAUAACAUGAUUUGGUUCAAGGUUAUAGGAAUGAGCAGGAGAUAUAAAGUCUAUCCAUUAAUCACCCAGUUAGCAACAUAUCAGGCUACAAAUGUUGGAAAACAUAUUUGACAUUAAUCUUGUAUGUGACAAUCAGUGAUGUAAUGAUGUAAAUGUUUAAGGGAGAUUAUUAAAGAAAGCAUAGGAAUCUGAAGGUGUAUAAUUUAAUUCUCUUUUUUUUUAAUAAAUU
Messenger RNA from Xenopus tropicalis (tropical clawed frog), 1656 nucleotides. Its product is annotated as synaptotagmin-like protein 2. Gene Ontology annotation, molecular function: small GTPase binding. Bases 86 to 1372 code for a protein of 428 amino acids. The transcript has 7 exons. Gene Ontology annotation, biological process: intracellular protein transport. The record is from RefSeq and is a predicted model, not a curated record. NCBI's taxonomy places the organism in Eukaryota, Metazoa, Chordata, Amphibia, Anura, Pipidae.